This is a messenger RNA of Paramormyrops kingsleyae, 1750 nucleotides long. It is a transcript of the gene clic2, whose product is annotated as chloride intracellular channel 2. NCBI's taxonomy places the organism in Eukaryota, Metazoa, Chordata, Actinopteri, Osteoglossiformes, Mormyridae. The record is from RefSeq and is a predicted model, not a curated record. Gene Ontology annotation, biological process: negative regulation of ryanodine-sensitive calcium-release channel activity; chloride transmembrane transport. Gene Ontology annotation, molecular function: chloride channel activity.
GUGGGGGGAAACAGCUGAAGAAGCCAGCUAGUGUACGCACACACUCAGACACGCACGCACACACACAGAUUUUGGCCAGGAUCGGUUACUCAGACGGGUUCCUGGAAUCUCCCCUCUCUCCCUCACGCAGCACGAACGGACACAGUCGCAGACACUCCCUCCAAUCCUCAGAAGCUGGACGCUCGCUGGCCAGGACGCGGCUGGGAUAACUGGGAUAUCUGUGGAGAUAUUGUGCUUCCUUCUCGCCGUUGCAGAGUAACAACAUGGCUCUGAGGCCAAACCCAGACAGAGAGCCCAACAUCGAGCUUUUCAUUAAGGCCGGCCUGGAUGGGGAGAACGUGGGGAACUGCCCUUUCUGCCAGAGGCUCUUCAUGGUACUCUGGCUGAAGGGCGUCAAAUUCACAGUCACCACCGUCGACAUGAAGAAGAAGCCUGCAGAGCUGAAAGAUCUCGCUCCAGGGACAAACCCACCAUUUCUGCUGUACAAUGGCGAGCUCAAGACGGACUUCCUGAAGAUUGAGGAGUUCCUGGAGCAGACGCUGGCGCCCCCCAGGUACCCCCACCUCAGCCCCACAAACAAAGAGUCUUUUGAUGUCGGCGCUGACAUUUUUGCCAAAUUUUCGGCUUUCAUCAAGAACAGUCCGACCAGCAAAGUUCAUGAGAAGGCGCUGCUGCGGGAAUUCAAGCGCCUCGAUGAGUAUCUGAACGCACCCCUACCUGAAGAGAUCGACCACAAUUCUGCAGAGGAUGUCCUUGUCUCCAAAAGGAAGUUCCUCGACGGCAACAGGCUGACUUUGGCCGACUGCAACUUGCUGCCCAAACUCCAUGUCAUCAAGAUUGCUGCCAAGAAGUACUGUGACUUUGACAUCCCCGCCGAAUUCUCAAGUGUGUGGCGUUACCUGCGGAAUGCCUACGAGCGAGAGGAGUUCAGUCAGACAUGUCCUGCCGACGCUGAGAUCGAGAGGGCCUACCUGAGCGUGGCCAGCAAGAAGUGAACAGACCACAAGUAGACCGAAGCCUGCAGGCGAAUCGCACUAUGUAUAACAGUAUGAAACACACCAAGCAGGAAAUGACCACCGCCUCUUUUUGCUGGAUUUUCACCUCCUCCAUGUCUCUGGAGAGAACCUCAUUUCCAUUCCUUCAUCAACAGUCGUCUUCAAGCCCUGCAUAUAAACGAAGAUGAGGGUGCCUGGGAAUUUUGCCCGAUUCCAACAUUAGUAAACAAGCGACGGGAGGAAGCAUCUGUGUAGACCUCAGAAAAUAUAUUACCCCUCUGAGAUGCAACUUAGCUUUCCGCUAAGAACCCACCAGUCCUUCAAUAACUAACUUUACAGGAGAUGAACUUCUUAGCAUUUUCACUUAAAUGCAAAACGUUGUCAUAGAUAAACAACUUUAAAUCCAGUUACACGCAUUGUAUGUUUGAAUAGCUUCUCCUGCCUGUUAUGUUUAUAUGGCACAGAGAGUUCUGAUGUGCACUUAACUGUAUUUGUAAUAUGCAACUUUAUUUGAAUUUGUGUCCAUAGUGUAAAUAUACAUAAAUAUAUUUUCCUAUAUACUUUAUACUAAACACGCACUGUGGUGAUAGAGCUGAAUGAAAAUGAAGGAAAACAGCACAGUGGUUUUUAGCAUACCCUUCUUAGCAGAGGUUUAUUGAUUUGGUAGCUGGCAAAAACAUUUGUUGGUGGAACAGGAACAAGCAUCAAAUGGACCGAAUGGAAAUAAAAUCCAAUAAAGUUUUUCACUCACUAUG